This is a messenger RNA of Panicum virgatum (switchgrass), 840 nucleotides long. RefSeq lists its product as uncharacterized. NCBI's taxonomy places the organism in Eukaryota, Viridiplantae, Streptophyta, Magnoliopsida, Poales, Poaceae. The transcript is spliced from 2 exons. The record is from RefSeq and is a predicted model, not a curated record. Bases 152 to 439 code for a protein of 95 amino acids.
CAGGGCACACGCACAAGUUGCUUCAUAUAUUUUGCUCUCUCUCUUCCUCCUAGCUCCUUCCUAUAGCUAGAUAGCUAGCUAGCUAGUGCUCCACUAGAAAGCUGCAGAUAAUAAUCGAGGCCGGUCGGCAAGAAGAGAAGCUCGAGUAAUAAUGGCGAAGCAGCAGCAGGAGGUGUACUUCGUGUUCAUGAACUUUGACCCCGUCUACGAGCGCCUCAGAGCUGAUCGGUCCAAGGAGGGGUCGGCCACGCUGGACGCGUACCUGAGCCUCAAGCACGACAAGCUCCUCGCCAAGCUCCUCCAGCCCGACUCCUAUCGGAAGAGGUCGUCGCUCGCCAUCGUCGACGGGUUCGCCGUCGAGAUCACUGAGGCGCAGGCCAGUGUUCUGAGAUCGGCCAAGGAGGUGAGGGUGGUGGAGAAGAACCAGGAGCUCGCUUGACAGUCAAACGCCAAGGAUUAGUUUUUAUGUGUAGAUGCUUUGGCAUCAGCUAUGGCUAUUGGCUAUAUAAGCCUAGUUUACUAAGGCAAAGGAGAGUCGUUGAGUUCUCCCUAGCUAGUCUCUGUCGCCUUUGCGCGUGUGCAGCUGCAUGCUGUGUGAUGUGAACUCCCAUGGCUUUUGUUGACUCCCAAGUCAAACUUAGCUGCUGCCUGCUGCUUUGUAGUAAAGUAUUUAGUAAUAUAUAGUACAUACUGGACUAGCAGUAUGUAGUUCUUAGGGUCUAAUAAUGAUCAUCAGAGGAUCAACGACACUUUAAGACGGAACCUGUAAUGUUGUGGUGGCUAUGAUUAUUGUUAGUUAAGAAGCUAUAUAUUUCUGUCAGAACAUUGUUAGCAAAGUAA